This is a messenger RNA of Parascedosporium putredinis, 591 nucleotides long. The record is from the annotation of a GenBank genome assembly. Lineage: Eukaryota; Fungi; Ascomycota; Sordariomycetes; Microascales; Microascaceae.
AUGAAGAUCUACCCGGACCUAAACCCGGACCUGGCCGCCUGGGCAGCCCGGUCUCGCCCCUCCCACUUCGCCGUCCUCUCCCCGGCUCUAGUCGCCUACGUCGACCGCACCGGCUCGGGCUGCGAGACCAUCGCCCACGCCUACGAGAACGGCCGCCUCACCAUCAUGUUCAACUCCUUUGGCCCCGCACCGCGCAUCCUCCGCCUCUUCUGCAACGCCGAGAUCCUCGAGCAGGACCACCCCAGGUUCGCCGCCACCCUGGCCAAGAUUGGCGACGCGAGCGGCACGGGGCGGAGGGUGUACGUCGGCGCGAGGGCCAUCGUGCUCGGCCACAUCUGGAGAGUCACUACGAGCUGCGGGUUCGGCGUGCCCCUCAUCCGCAAGGAGCUGCUCCCUCCGGGCGAGAACGAGCUGUACGCCUUCGCCGAGAGGCCUACGAUGGAGCUUUGGGUCUCGAAGCAAGCCGAGAGCGCCGACGGAGCCGUGCUGGAGUACCAGGCGGCGAACAACACUACGAGCCUGGAUGGGCUUCCUGGCCUAAAGACGGCGAGGAGGGAUGCGGGGAGAAGUGGCUGGCCCGUAAAGAACUAG